AUGCCCGAAUCCGACGACAUUGCCUACGCCGAAACCCGGCCGUCCUCCUCCAUAGAAGACUUCGAUCUUGACCAUGAACACAAGGAGCCACUACUGCCAGGCUCGGCGUCGGUGUCGCAAAGGAGGGGCCGGGGGACUAUUGUCGCAUGGCUCAGGGGCAGACCGCGGUCGUUGCUGAGAAGGUUCCGCCGUCAGCCUCGAUCUCUUCCCCGGUUGCUGCUGCGGUACACUUUCUUGUUCGUCCUCUUUGUCCUCACGGCGACACCCAUCUUCUUCCCGUCGUACACGCGCCAUCCGAAGCACUACAAGGAUCUGAGAAAGCGCUGUCUGGUGUCGGACAGCUUGUCCGGCUGCGCAAACCUACGGAACGAAAAGGUCUUCAUCGCCGUCAGCCUGUUCGACCCCGAAGGCAAGAUCACCGGGGGGGAGUGGGCGAAAAACGUAUUGGAUCUGAUCCACAUGAUCGGGGAGGACAACACGUUCCUGAGCAUAUACGAGAACGACAGUGGCGAUCUGGGUGCGGCAGCGUUGGACGAGUUCAAGAAGAACGUGCCAUGCAAGCAUAAGAUCGUCAGCGAGGGCCAAGUCGACUACAGCGCGUUCCCUCACGUCACGCUACCCGACGGAUCGCAACGGCUGAAGCGCCUGGCGUACCUGUCGGAGAUGCGCAACCGCGCGCUCUACCCGCUAGACCAGUCCGGCCACGACCCCGAGGUCGGCACGGUAAAGUACGACAAGAUCCUGUUCCUCAACGACGCGCUCUUUGCGCCCGUCGACGCCGCUCACCUGCUCUUCAAAACCAACGCCGGCGAAGAUGGCCGCGCCCACUACCUCUCGGCAUGUUCCCUCGACUACGACUGGAACCCGUUCCUCGAGUACGACCUCUACGCCCAGCGCGACGCCGAAGGGUACUCGAACGGCAUCCCCAUCUUCCCCUACUUCACCGGCCAGGGCAAGGCCGCCUCGCGCAGGGCAAUGGUGUCGCAGACGGACGCCGUGCCGGUCAAGAGCUGCUGGGGCGGCAUGGUGGCGAUGCAGGCGAAGUGGGUGCAGAAUGUGGACAAGAAGAUGCCGACCAAGGACUGGCAGGCCGUGGCGCACCACGUCAUCGACCCGGAUCACCCGCACAACGUGACGGCGCCGGUGCGCUUCCGGUACGAGCCCGAGCUGUACUUUGACGCCUGCGAGUGCUGCCUGUUCCUCGCCGACGUGACGACCGUGGCGGACAAGGCGGGCGAGCCCGACAUGGGCGUGUUCGUGAACCCCUACGUGCGCGUGGCGUACCGCAAGCGGACGCAGCGCCUCGAGCCGCUGGUCCGCCGGUGGGAGCGGCUCUUGGCCCUGCCGCAGGCUAUCAUCACGCACUUCUCGCGGUUCCCGACGCCCAACCCGCACCGCCAGGUCGUCGAGGGCCAGCGGUUCACCGAGGAGAUCUACCAGCGGCGUGAAGGGUGGAAGAUGGUGGAGCGGACGGGGCGCAACGGCAUGUUCUGCGGAGUCCGGGAGAUGCAGCUCAUCAAGGAGGGGCCGCGCAACGGACGCAACUGGGAGAACCAUUACGACAUCCCGUGGGACCAGCAGACGUUGAACUUUCCCCUCUAA
Colletotrichum higginsianum IMI 349063 is the source of this 1602-nucleotide messenger RNA. Its product is annotated as Polysaccharide export protein. The transcript has a single exon. Bases 1 to 1602 code for a protein of 533 amino acids. The record is from RefSeq and is a predicted model, not a curated record. Lineage: Eukaryota; Fungi; Ascomycota; Sordariomycetes; Glomerellales; Glomerellaceae.